GUUGAACCUUCGCAAACAUGAUUUCAGGCGUUUGAUUGAACCACCUAACAGUAACCAUAGCAUCUGACAAAUAUCACAUUUCAGUAAUAUAUUUCAUGGUUAUAGAGAUAUAUGGUUUGGUUCAUAAAGAAAGUUUUCAGAAGGCAAGCCUCUUGGCCUCUGAUCUUCAUGAAUCACACCAUGAAAUAUUUGAACAGCCUAGAAUAUGUGGAAUGUUUGAGUUUGAAUGGGCGGACUUCAUAAGGACAACAAAGAAAAAACUUGGCGGAGCAUACUGGAUCUAUAAUCAUGAUGUUUUGGUCAUAAUAGAUGGAGUUCCACUAGGUUCGGAAGAGGAUCUAGCGAAUUGGGCUGAAAGGGAAUUCAACAUUACUGACUAUCGUCCUAUGACAUUAUACAGCGCAUUGGCAGUUGAUGCCUAUCAAAAAAGACUACUUCGUUUUAAUAGAAUAUAUGUUUCCAUGCAUAUAUCAAUCGAUGGGGAGAAGUGUGGCAUUUUACUACUUGAGUUAUACUCUGACUUUGUGCCAAAAACAUGUGAAAAUUUCAGGUCAUUGUGUACUGGCGAGUAUGGAGUGAUUAAGAAAAACGAGGUGGAGAAAUAUAGAAUGAAUUAUAAGGGUACAAAAUUUUUCCGUUUGGUAAGAAAUGGAUGGAUUCAAGGUGGAGAUAUUUUGUACAACAGAGGAAAUGAUGGUCGUUCAAUCUAUGGUCCAGUAUUUGAAGAUGAAAAUUAUAUCAUCAAGCAUGAUCGACGCGGAAUUCUAAGUAUGGCUAAUUCUGGACGUCACACAAAUGGUUCACAGUUCCUCAUUACACUGGCACCAGCUGAAUGGAUGGAUAACCGCUACGUAGCAUUUGGGCGUGUAAUUGAAGGAAGUUUAACUCUGGAUAAAAUGGAAGAGGUCCAGACUCAUUACGAACGCCCAGUGAAAGAUAUAUGUAUUGAAAACAUCAGCGUUGUUAAUCCCAACGAAUUAGCGACUAAAAUUGCCUAAAAAAGUCUCGAAAAUACCAGACGGAGUAUGCACACUUGUCACUAUAGUAUAUUAAAAAUACAGCACUUAUAUAUACCUUUA
Schistosoma intercalatum is the source of this 1079-nucleotide messenger RNA. The record is from the annotation of a GenBank genome assembly. Lineage: Eukaryota; Metazoa; Platyhelminthes; Trematoda; Strigeidida; Schistosomatidae.